AGCAUUAACCAAAGGGUGUGUUCAAACUACUGUGCGUUAAUUAGAAACAAUUAGAAAUGGCUACUCCAUUAGUUCCAAGAGAGUAUGUACGUCAGCAGCUCAAGUCCAUGGGAAUAAAUGAGAUAUCAGAGCAAGAGUUGGAGUCAUACACUAGAGAUUUCUCUCGAUUGAUCCAAGAGCAUAUUGACCAUGACUCCACAUCGAGCAGUGACCUCUCUUCACUCAGUGAUGCAGCUCAACCACGCCCACUAUCAUCAUGCAGUGUCAGCUCAGUGGAGGUGACCCCCCUCAACACACACCACCCCCCACCACCACGCUCGGCACUAUUCAAGACAUUUCCCGGGAACAAGGAGAACAGAGUACAGCUGCUAUCCCCCUCAAACUCCAUCUUACUCUCUCCCGUUAAAAAUAUUUCAAAUGCAACCUCAAAAAAUAUAGCCGACGGCCGCAGAAUAGUCACAAGAAAGGUGUUAAGGAAGUGUAAUGGUGAAUCUAGAGUGUUUGAUGAAUCGCUGAGCAGUUCAGCACCAGGCAGUCCUGCUAAAGAACUCUCCAGACAGUUGUCCGAGCUCUCACUGACCUCUGUGACCUCCAGUGAGGGAAGUGUGAGGGGGGACGGCAGCCGCCCACACAUAUGCAAAUCAUUUAUUCGGCCCCUCCUAGUACAGCCUCACAUGAAGGGCCUCAAGAAGAGCGACCCUGUGGCACGCUAUCAUGAGUUCCAUAAACUGUGGGAGGCACAGAGACCCCCCGGGGAGAAGAGCAGGAACAGACUCAGAUGGCACAUACGGGAGCAACUGCUGCAUCAAGAUGUUCCCUAUUAUGAGCCUCCAAGAAGAUCUCCUAAAGUGCCUGAAGAGUUCAUGAUCCCCGCUGACAAGAAGCGAUCUUCACUGCAAUGGGAGAUUAGACAUUAACUAGCUAAAUUGCAAUCACAUCAUAGCAUUCUGUUGAUUUGUUAUUUGCCGUCUUUCAGGGAUGGAUUGUCAAUUUUCAUUUUUAUUAUGUUUCACAAAAUAAAUGACAUCACAAAAUAAACAGUAAUGAAUUCCAUCAAGA
This is a messenger RNA of Halichondria panicea, 1059 nucleotides long. RefSeq names its product centriolar and ciliogenesis-associated protein HYLS1-like. The record is from RefSeq and is a predicted model, not a curated record. Gene Ontology annotation, cellular component: non-motile cilium; centriole. NCBI's taxonomy places the organism in Eukaryota, Metazoa, Porifera, Demospongiae, Suberitida, Halichondriidae. The coding region runs from base 57 to 917 and encodes 286 amino acids. The transcript has 8 exons. Gene Ontology annotation, biological process: cilium assembly.